Messenger RNA from Microthlaspi erraticum, 921 nucleotides. The record is from the annotation of a GenBank genome assembly. NCBI's taxonomy places the organism in Eukaryota, Viridiplantae, Streptophyta, Magnoliopsida, Brassicales, Brassicaceae.
AUGGCGUGGAACGUGUUCAAGUUCUGCACAGCACUUCGCGCCCUGGGCUCGAUCAUGAUCCUAGUUGUAAUCGGAAUCGUCGGAUUCACAUACUACGCCGUUGUCGUGGCUAAUUACGGACCUGCUCUAUUGCUCGGUGGUUUUGAUUCCUUCGUAGCUAUUCUGGUUGUAGCCCUGUUUCACUUUCUGCUUAUAAUGCUAUUGUGGAGUUACUUCUCUGUAGUUGUGACGGACCCUGGUGGUGUUCCACCGGGAUGGAGGCCGGAACUAGACAUAGAGAAAAACGAAGGAAACCAACCAGUGAUUGCAGAAGCUAACCCGGCGUUUUCGGCUGGAGGUUCCUCGGCUCAUGGUGUAAGAUAUUGCCGAAAAUGCAAUCAAUAUAAACCGCCUCGUUCUCACCAUUGCUCAGUCUGUGGAAGAUGCAUACUGAAGAUGGACCAUCACUGUGUUUGGGUUGUGAACUGUGUUGGGGCAAUGAACUACAAGUCUUUUCUCCUAUUCUUGUUUUACACGUUUCUUGAGACAACGAUGGUUGCAGUAUCAUUAUUUCCAAUUUUCCUCGUUUUCUUUACCGAUGGAGAUGAGGACAUAACCGUAUCACCAGGAAACCUAGCAGCCACAUUUGUUGCAUUUGUAUUGAACAUAGCAUUUGCACUAAGUGUACUAGGCUUCCUAAUCAUGCACAUAAUGCUGGUCAAACGUAACACCACAACUAUUGAGGCAUAUGAGAAGCAUACAACUCCUAACUGGCCUUUUGACCUUGGUCGUAAGAAAAACUUUGAACAGGUUUUUGGAAGGGAUAAAUUGUAUUGGUUCUUGCCAUUGUACACGGAAGACGAUAUGAAGAGAUUGCCUGCGCUUCGAGGGUUAGACUUUACGAGCAGGUCGGAGGAGUCGGAGCCGCUUCAGUCUCUAUGA